Megalops cyprinoides (Indo-Pacific tarpon) is the source of this 2311-nucleotide messenger RNA. Its product is annotated as calumenin. The coding region runs from base 97 to 1050 and encodes 317 amino acids. The transcript is spliced from 7 exons. NCBI's taxonomy places the organism in Eukaryota, Metazoa, Chordata, Actinopteri, Elopiformes, Megalopidae. Gene Ontology annotation, molecular function: calcium ion binding. The record is from RefSeq and is a predicted model, not a curated record. Gene Ontology annotation, cellular component: endoplasmic reticulum.
GGAAAAUGUGCACAUCCGGCGGUGUGUGGUCGAGUUGGUUGCCUGUAUAUACUGGAAAUAGGUUACCCUCCGGGGUCGAAAGAUCAGGUAAGCGGUAUGAACAUGGAGCUUGGUCCGCUGGCAGUCUGUGUUGCGCUGUGUGUGGUCUGCGUCACUAGCAAGCCGACGGAGAAGAAGGGCCGUGUCCAUCACGACCCCCAGCUGAGCGACAAGGAGCACGAUGACACGGAGAACUUCGACUACGACCACGACGCCUUCCUGGGCCAGGAGGAGGCCAAGACCUUCGACCAGCUGACCCCUGAGGAGAGCAAGGAGAGGCUGGGCAAGAUUGUGGAUAGAAUAGAUGAAGACAAAGACGGGUUUGUGACGACAGAAGAGAUGAAAAAGUGGAUCAAAUUUGCGCAGAAACGCUGGAUUUAUGAUGACGUGGACCGUCAGUGGAAAGGUCACGACAUUAACGAGGACGGACGUGUCUCAUGGGAGGAGUACAAGAAUGCCACCUACGGCUACAUCUUAGAUGACCCGGACCCUGAGGACGGCUUCAACUACAAGCAGAUGAUGUCCAGAGACGAGAGACGCUUCAAAAUGGCCGACAGAGACGGGGACCUCAUCGCCAACAAGGAGGAGUUCACUGCCUUCCUGCACCCAGAGGAGUACGACUACAUGAAGGACAUCGUAGUGGUGGAAACAAUGGAAGACAUCGACAAGAAUGGAGACGGCUUCAUUGACCUGGAAGAGUAUAUCGGGGACAUGUACAAUCAAGGAGGCGACCCUGAGGAGCCCGAGUGGGUGAAGACGGAGCGUGAGCAGUUCCUGGAGUUCCGGGACAAGAACAAGGAUGGGAAGAUGGACAAGGAGGAGACCAGGGACUGGAUCCUGCCCUCGGACUACGACCACGCCGAGGCCGAGGCCAGACACUUGGUGUACGAGUCCGACUCGGACAAGGAUGGCCAACUAACCAAAGAAGAAAUACUUAACAAAUAUGACUUGUUUGUUGGGAGUCAGGCGACAGAUUUUGGAGAAGCUUUAGUACGGCACGACGAGUUUUGAUCCCUUAGAUAGGAUCUUUUUUUAAUCUUGACUAGCUAAACAGUAAUUUAUUUUGUAUAAAAUUCCUGUACCGUGGAGACUGCGAUGAGGACUUCCAUUUGUGUUUGGUUUUUUUUUGUUCUGUGGACAAACUGCCAGUUGAUUUUGUAAAAUGAAAUAGCUGUUUUUGUUAUACUGGUUUGAGCUCAUUUUGAAUAAUGUAAUUUAGGCGUGUGUGGGGUGCUGAUGGGUGUAACUCUACACAGUGGAGUGAAAUGCGCUGUGUAGCAGAGUUGUGCCGCUCUGCCUCAGUGAGAAGCUGCUCACAGCAAGAGGCGACAGGCCUCUGGAGAUCUCCUCCCUUUCCCCACUCUGGCUUAGGUAAGCAGUUCAUAAACUCCGACACAACAAGUAUCAUGGAUUUCAAUUACUGUUAGUGUCAUUCUUCUGUACACCUCUGGAGCUUUGUGGUUUUAUGCAUUGCUUUCACUGUUCUGACAGUGCGCUGCCAGCAUGUGUAAGAGUGAGGUGAACACUGACACACAUUCCUCCUUUGUUGUGCCUUUUAGGGUUUUUUUUUUGGAAUAUCCUUUAUGAUUUAGUAUGUUUAUGAAAGUUAAAGAACAAGUGAGGUUUCUGUACUGUGUUUGAAGUAGUUUUGGGUCAUGGAUGUCCCUUUGGAGUAGAAUUAAGGUUUUUUUGGUCAAGCGGCUUCCUUCUCUCCCCUCCACACACUCCCCAUUAGUGUUUAAAAACUUAUUCAGGUGUUCUGUUCCCUUUCUGUGGUGUCAUUGUCAGCUGUUGGGUUACUAAAAAUAGCCUGAAAGGCCAUUCGGAGUUUUUAUUGGAGCACGCCUAAACUGCAGAGACUGAGUUGUGUUCUAUGGCAAUUGGACAGUUUCUCAAUAAUAAAAUAAAUUCUGAGUAACUAGUGACAUGAUUUCGCUUCAUUGAUAUGCUUUGAUUGUAGGGUAUGAUUGUGUCCUUGCAUGGGGUAGAUUAGGCACUAAAAUCAGUCUUCAUGUCCUUCAUUUUUGACUGUUGGUUGUAAAAAUGACUCCCCAUGCCAGUCGAGGUCUUUGAUUCCUGGUUCAUGGCUAGUUUCACUGUAAGGCAGCAAACUGACAAUCGCUGAGUCAUUGGUGAACUGCAGAGUGAUCCUGUUCUCACGCUAGCCUCAGCGAUGGAGAGGAUAUAAAGGGGGGUGAAAGGACGCACCCUUGUGGUGAUUCACUGGAAGAGCAGACUGUGUCUGAGAGAUUCAUUUUCACCCUUUAGCCAC